Molecule: messenger RNA, 609 nt
Organism: Priapulus caudatus
Lineage: Eukaryota; Metazoa; Priapulida; Priapulimorpha; Priapulimorphida; Priapulidae
Product: CD209 antigen-like protein A
Exons: 2
Coding region: 43-609 (188 amino acids)
Biological process (GO): biological process involved in interspecies interaction between organisms
Cellular component (GO): external side of plasma membrane
Molecular function (GO): carbohydrate binding
Source: RefSeq, a predicted model, not a curated record
UUAAAGGGAGAAGCCGUGAGAGGUUGUCUUCUUGAGACGAAGAUGGUUAGAAGCAUGACGGAGUGUUCAGUAGUUUGCGCCCGCACCCCGGGCUGCACCGGUUAUAACACAGAGAACACGGCGGCAACCCAUAAACAGUGUGAGUUGAGCGCCUACGCAGACACUGACGUCGGCGCUGCAAUUGUCACCGAUAACAACUACGACUUCUAUAUGAAAGUAAACAGCGGACUAUGCCCUGCAGACUUCGUGGAAUUCCGUGGAAAUUGUUACUACAUUGAGACACUCAACACGAAGACUUGGCAAGAGGCACGUGACCACUGCAUCAGCAUGGGAGCCGACCUCGUCAGUCUGGAAUCACCGGGAGAAACCGAUUUCUUGGUGCCUCAACUGCCACCAAGUUGGUUGACCGGUGGCAACGACGUCGCAGUGGACACGCAGUGGGUGUGGGUUGCUACAGGAAGACAGGUAGACAUGUGCGCACCUAUCCCGUGGGCUCCUGGAGAACCUAAUAAUAUAGGUUUAGAAAUCUACAUUGAAUUCACCAGUUAUCAGAGAAAUAAUGUUGGGAAAUUUUACUUAUUAAAAUACGUCUGUGAGAAAUCGCCAUGA